Molecule: messenger RNA, 939 nt
Organism: Chiloscyllium plagiosum (whitespotted bambooshark)
Lineage: Eukaryota; Metazoa; Chordata; Chondrichthyes; Orectolobiformes; Hemiscylliidae
Source: RefSeq, a predicted model, not a curated record
AAUCAGUGAAGGGAUAUUAAUGAGAGAGGGAGUGUGUGAGAGGGAGCGAGGGAGAUGGCUCUGUGAUGCAGAAAUCAGUGAAGGGAUAUUAAUGAGAGGGGACUUGGCCACGUGACCUGUGUGUGUGAGCUCUUUGUUAUGAGGAGGUGUGUGUGUGUGUGUGAGAGAGAGACAUUUACACACCCUGCAAUAUCCCCCCUGCUACGCUUGGCUGGGCUGGGUGUUCAGAUUUGUCUGCAGUUUUGCAGGGUACUGGUUUUCACUGCUCCUCUCCACCCUGCUGUCUGCUCGUUGUGAGAAUAUGAAUUAUUGACUGACGGAUCUUGCCAAAUCUGCUAUUCCUUCCAGCCCUUUUCCGACGAGAGAUAACGGUAUUGAUUUCCUCUCAGUUGGUCAGCUGUGAUCUGUGAUGGCUGUAAACUCGGACAGCCAGGUGACUGAGGUUGGGAGCCCAGCAACAGCAGCAGCCAACGCUGCCCCAGAGCCAGCAGCAGUAGUGAGGGAGAAACAGCAGCUGAAUGGGAAUGGUCUGAUGGAUGGAUCGAAAACCACAUCCCUGCAGGACCUGGCCCGUCCCCUCCACAAACCAAGUCCCCGGAAGGCUGUCCGCGCCAGCUCAGUUACCCAGCUCCCUCAGAGUGCCCUGAACUCCCCUCGUACUAGCAUCCACCGACAUCCCUCCGUCCAAACUGUUGAGGGAGGGGAGCAUGAGAAGCCUCGUGACUACAUCAUCCUGGCUGUUAUCUCCUGUUUCUGCCCAAUCUGGCCCCUCAAUAUUGUGGCGUUUGUCUAUGCUGUGAUGAUCCCACAUUCUCCAUUUUCCUGAUCAUCAUUCAUUCAAAAUGGACGUUAUUAACACAACACUUUGAAAUUUUCAGAUUCUGUUCCAGGGAGCCCUUCAAACAUUCUCAGGGACAGGGACAGCACGGGGUUAAAUAC